AUGAGCAACCUCUACAGAACCCUGACCGGCCAAUCGCAAAAGUCGCACCAUUCAGACCAUUCUGUUGGCACAAAUGCCCAUCCGACCUUGACGAGAACCACCACUGCAGACCCUCUAACCGGCACCCUCAAUCAUUUAAACCCGAUCCAGGAACAAAGGCUCCACGAGUUCAAGCAGCGCCUGCAAGAGGGGGGAUGGUGGUCGCCCGAUGGUGUUAAUGGCAAGCCCACUCACGAUGACGGGACUUUACUGUACGAGAUCACAUCUGGAUUCAUCCGAUACUUGCGCGCCCGGAAGUUCGAUGUCCAAGGGGCAAUUGGACAGUUCACCGAGACGGAGGCCUGGCUCAAAGAGCAGCGGGUAGAAGAGCUGUACGAUAAUUUUGAUAUUGAGGCCUAUGAGAAGGCGCGGCUUAUGUAUCCCCAAUGGACUGGCCAUCGGGACAGACGAGGCAUUCCUAUCUACGUCUACGUGAUCAAGGGACUGGACAGCAAGAACGUGCAAAGAUACCAGAAAGACUCGCAGGCCUACAAAGACAGCCUACCGAACCACAAGAAUCUCGCGACGCCCGCCAAACUCCUCCCUCUAUUCGCCCUAUAUCAGAACCUACUCAACUUCGUGCUGCCCCUCGUGUCCACGCUCGAGAGACCGAAUCCUGAAGUCCCCGUGACUAACUCGACGAAUAUUGUGGAUAUUUCGGGCGUAGGAUUGACGCAGUUCUGGAAUUUAAAGGCGCACAUGCAGGACGCCUCUGUUUUAGCAACGGCGCAUUACCCGGAGACCUUGGACAGAAUAUUUAUAAUCGGCGCUCCUGCGUUCUUUCCGACUGUCUGGGGUUGGAUCAAACGCUGGUUUGACCCUGUAACCGUCUCCAAGAUCUUCAUUCUCAGCAAAAAUGACGUGAAACCCACCUUGGCCAAGUUUAUGGAGCCAAAGGACUUUCCUAAACGUUACGGCGGUGAUCUCAACUGGGAUUGGGGUGACCUGCCACAUCUGGACGAUGAGACCCGUACCGCUCUGGAAAGAGACGGGAAUAAAGGCUGGGUCAGGGGACCCUGCCUUUGGCUCGACGGGCAGAGAGUGCCCGUCGGAUCGGAAAAGGGCAAACUCAGGCGGCCAAAUCUCGACAUCGAGAAGAUGAAACCAGUUGUGUACGCGGCCGAUUACACAGAAAAUCCCGUCCACCCGGACAAAAAGGUAUCUUCGGGUGCAAAGACGCCGAUCCCCAACGGAACAGCGUCGCCGCAUCAUCAAGCUGAAGAGGCUGCAGAGGCCGCUGCGAGAGGAGCUACGGCCGCGAAUCUGAUUGCAACCCAGACAACGUCAGACCAUGAAGCACAGCUAUCACAGACAACAGCACCACAAUCACAACCCGAACCCAUAUCAGAACCGCAUCCUCAUCCGCCGUCACAACCCGAACCCGGUCCUCUUCCCGCCCACUCCCUCGCCAUGACGUCCGCUAUCGAAGAAAAACUAGCGCAAGAAUCAAUUUCAACCAUUCCGCCCACCGCCAACGGUCACAUGAAUGGCCACACCACGGCCCCCGGAGAAGGAAACCCGGAAAUGCUUGUGGCAAGCGACACGAGUAAAGGGCUGGCGAUCGAGGCCGAGAAAUUGAAGAUUUCAGACGCGGGAAAAAGAGACGGAGAGAGCGAGAGGCCGGUCAUGGAGAGGUUCGUGACCGCGACGGAAGUGUAA
Molecule: messenger RNA, 1698 nt
Organism: Fonsecaea erecta
Lineage: Eukaryota; Fungi; Ascomycota; Eurotiomycetes; Chaetothyriales; Herpotrichiellaceae
Exons: 4
Coding region: 1-1698 (565 amino acids)
Source: RefSeq, a predicted model, not a curated record